Molecule: messenger RNA, 1800 nt
Organism: Sphaeramia orbicularis (orbiculate cardinalfish)
Lineage: Eukaryota; Metazoa; Chordata; Actinopteri; Kurtiformes; Apogonidae
Gene: pepd
Product: peptidase D
Exons: 15
Coding region: 41-1528 (495 amino acids)
Molecular function (GO): manganese ion binding; metalloaminopeptidase activity
Source: RefSeq, a predicted model, not a curated record
ACGUGACUCCGGUGACACGUGACAGUCUGGUCCCAUCAUCAUGGCUGUAGCACCACAACCUGUCUACUGGCUGGGUAACGACACCCUGAGGGUGUCUGCUGCCCUUUUUGCUGAGAACCGCCGUCGACUGUGCGAGGGGUUGAAAGCCAAAGAUGGAGUGGUGUCGCAGUCCGUGGUGGUGCUGCAGGGAGGAGAGCAGAAGCAGAGGUACUGCACCGACACAGACCUGCUAUUCAGACAGGAGUCUUUCUUCCACUGGGCUUUUGGGGUAACUGAGCCUGACUGCUUCGGAGCCAUUGAUGUGGACUCAGGGAAAUCCAUCCUUUUUGUUCCCAAACUGCCUGAGAGCUAUGCUACUUGGAUGGGAGAGAUUUUUUCAAAGGAGCAUUUCAAGCAGAAGUAUGCUGUAGAUGAGGUGCAGUUCACCUGUGAUAUCGCUGAUGUCCUGUCCACCAUGAAACCAGCGCUUCUCCUCACACUGAGAGGACUGAACACAGACAGUGGGAGCACCUGUCGUGAAGCUUCUUUUCAAGGAAUCAGCAACUUCCAAGUGAACAACAGCCUUUUACACCCAGUCAUUGUGGAAUGUCGUCUGUUGAAGACCGAUAUGGAGCUGGAGGUCCUGCGCUACACCAACAGGAUUUCCAGCGAAGCACACAAAAUGGUCAUGAAACAUGUGAAACCUGGACAGAAAGAAUAUGAAAUGGAGAGCCUGUUCCAGCACUACUGCUACACCAAAGGAGGGAUGAGACACACCUCGUACACCUGUAUCUGUGGGACGGGCAAUAAUUCUUCUGUUCUCCACUAUGGCCAUGCUGGGGCUCCAAAUGACAAAACCAUUGUGGAUGGAGACAUGUGUCUCUUUGAUAUGGGUGGAGAGUACUACUGCUACUCCUCAGACAUCACCUGCUCCUUCCCAGCCAAUGGGAAGUUCACUGCAGACCAGAGAGCCAUCUAUGAAGCUGUCCUCAAGUCCUCCAGGGCCGUCAUGGCUGCCAUCAAACCAGGUGUGAAGUGGACUGACAUGCACCGCCUGGCUGACCGGGUUCACCUGGAGGAACUGGUGAAAGUGGGCAUCCUGAAGGGCAGUGUGGAGGACAUGCUGAAGGUCCACUUGGGCUCUGUCUUCAUGCCCCACGGCCUGGGACACCUGCUGGGCAUCGACGUGCACGAUGUGGGAGGAUACCCUGAGGGGGUGGAGCGUAUUAAUGAACCUGGACUGAGGAGUCUUCGAAUGGGCCGUCUGGUGCAGGAGCGUAUGGUCCUCACUGUUGAACCUGGCAUAUACUUCAUUAAUCACCUGCUGGACCAGGCCCUGGCCAAUCCUGCCCAGAGCUGCUUCAUCAACAGCCAAGUGCUGGCUCGCUUCCGCGGUUUUGGAGGGGUUCGCAUUGAAGAUGACAUUGCAGUGACAGCCAACGGUAUGGAGCUGCUGACUUGUGUCCCCCGUACCGUCGAGGAGAUCGAGGCUUUCAUGGCCGACGCCGCAAAACCCUUCAGCGCUGUCGUCAGCCAAGAGAAACUUUGAGAGACAACUGGGAACAGGACAACAGACAGUCUUUAAGUAGCAGAAAUAACAAGUAUAACAAGCAAAAAAAUCCAGUCCUCACAGUACCUUCCUAAAGCUUUCAUAAUGGUUUAACAGUAAUAAUUGAAACAGACAAUAUUUUCAACAUCUCUGUGCCUCCUGGUAAAAUCCUCUGUUUUGGUUUUACAAACCAAUGAUUCUUUUAUGCACUUCUUUAUACACAUCCAAGUAUCAUUUCUUAAAACAAUGAAUAAAAUUUCAAUUUGCUCUGG